Molecule: messenger RNA, 1870 nt
Organism: Etheostoma cragini (Arkansas darter)
Lineage: Eukaryota; Metazoa; Chordata; Actinopteri; Perciformes; Percidae
Gene: pdcd7
Product: programmed cell death 7
Exons: 6
Coding region: 134-1810 (558 amino acids)
Source: RefSeq, a predicted model, not a curated record
CAACUGCCAAUGAACCAUGAAGAAGAAGAAACAGCAGAGAUGACGGCAGCUUGCUCCUGUGAAGAGAGAAAGAAUAAGGUUGUUGUUCGGUAUUGUACGUAACGUAGAAUCGUUGUAGUCUUGGACCCUUGCCAUGGACAACAUGUAUCAGCCAGACUCGUCAGACACCCAGCCGCCUCCUGUCUACAGUGGCGGCUACAGCGCGAACAGAGCCCCGCCGAGCAGCACUCAGCCGAGCCACACUCCUCCACCGUGGACUCCUUCCCAGGGGUAUGACGCUCACCCAUACGGGUUUAGGUGCGAUUUUCCAGCACCGUCUCCCGGAGGAGGAAGUGUCGGAGGGCCGGGCUUGGCCCUUCCGUAUGGAUUCGACCCCUCCGUCCCCCCGCCUCCUUUUGGGUGUCCGCCGCCCGGACACUUCCCUAACAUGGUGCCCAGCGCUCCGGUAAACAUAUACAGCAGCAGGGGAGCGUUUCCUCAACAGCAUAGACCUUGUUCUCAGGCUACAGGCUAUGGACCGGACUGUAGUCAGAAACAACGGCAUCAGUAUGAGGGUUUCUCUACGAGUGGAGCUUGGUUUCCUCCGCAGGGUAAAGAUGACAGGAUUCCUGAGGAUGAAAUAGUCCUUCAGAGGAGGCAGGAUCAACAAUGGCUCGGACGCUUCCUACAAGACAGAGUAAAAAACUCUAAGAGUCUACAGGCCCGGCACAAGACGCCCCACAGCUCUGCCCCGGAGCCGAGGGCCGCUCCAUGCAGCUCUGCCCCGGAGCCAAGGGCGGUUCCAUGCAGCUCUGCCCUGGAGCCGAGGGCGGUUCCGUGCAGCUCUGUCCCGGAGCCGAGGGUGGUUCCGUGCAGUUCUGUUCUGGAGCUGAGAGCGGCUCUGUACGGGGCUGCUCACAUUGUCUCCCAGCUGGCAGAGUCCUGUGAAACUCUGAGGAACAACGUGGAGAAUGAGUCUGUUUGGGCCAACUCUUAUUUAAAGGCUUUACAGGUGAAAAGAGAGCUACAGGACAUACUGGCAGUCCUUGGUGCCAGUGAGUGCUUAGAGCGUUGGAAAAUGAAAGUAUCCCGUGUUGCUAAGAGGAGGGCCCGGCGCCGGAGAGCCAGGAGGGAGCUUCAGAUGGAGCAGACCCAGAGAGAGGAGUGCAUCGCGGACAAAGAGGCUGCUAUAAACACAUGGAGGAUGCAUCAGAUCCGCCUAGUGGAGGAAAGGAAAAAGGAGCUGGAGCUGAAACUGGCUGCAGACUCGGUUCUCUGUGAGGUGAGGAAGAAGCAGUCAGACGUAAAGAGGAUGCAGGAAAUCUUGAGGUCUCUGGAGAAACUGCGCAGACUGAGGAAAGAGGCAGCGUCAAGAAAAGGUAUUGUGACGGAGCGUUCCUGUGACGAGGCGUUCAGCAGCCGCCUGCAGCAGUUGAGCAGUGUGAUGAAGAGGAGGACGGCGGUGUACUCAGCCGAGGAGAAGGCUCUGAUGGUGAUGCUGGAGGGAGAGCAGGAGGAGGAGAGGAGGAGAGAGCAGGAGAAACGAAGGAAGAAGGAGCGGGAAAGACAGCUGCAGAGGAAACGCAGAGUGGAUGCCAUGUUGUUUGGAGAUGAGCUUCCUGCCGACUCGGUGCUGCAGCCCUUCAGACAGUAUUACACCGAGGCAGAGCACUCUCUGCACGCUCUGCUACAUAUCAGGAAACAGUGGGAUGCUUUUGUGGUUCCUGCGGAACAUCCAGAGGGUUCUCCGGUUCCUCAGGGUUGGGUCCUGCCUGAGGCCCCAUCAGACCAGGCCUGGGCCUCUGCUCUGCAAACGGCCCUCUCCGAGUGACACGGCCCACUCUGAUCGGAGUGGCAAGGCCCAUUUCAAGUGACUGUGACAACAACCAGC